AUGGUUCUGGAACAUGGCUUUGCGGCCCGCUCCCGGAUCCUGGGAGCCCCCAGCAGCUACCUGGCGCUCCUGCUGCUCCUGUCUCUGCACGCCACCCAGGUGGUCCAGUCCGACAUCGAGUUCCCCCGGGACCGCCACUUCUCAUGGCGAGAAGGUCAGUGGGGUCACUGCACGGGCGAGGAGUGCGGCUCCGGCGGGCUCCAGACCCGGACGCUGUGGUGCGUCCACACCGAAGGCUGGACCACCCACCACUCCCACUGCCCGCAGGCGGACAAGCCCGCGAGCCGGCGGCCCUGCUUCAAGGUGUGCGAGUGGCACCAGGACCUCUUCGAGUGGGAGGUGUCUCCCUGGGGCGGCUGCUUCCUGGUGCCCUUCCUCGCCAACGAGCUGAGGCCCCGCCCCUCGGAGUGCGUGACGGCGCAGCACGGCGUCCAACGCCGCUCGGUUCGCUGCGUGCGCACGGCCAACCGCACGGCCGUGGCCACGCGGAUCUGCGAGUUCUUCUCCGGGAGGCCGUGGGCGGAGCAGGCCUGCCUGAUCCCGUGCCCCCAGGACUGCGUGGUGUCGGCGUUCACGGCCUGGUCGGGCUGCAGCAGGACCUGCGGCGCCGGCCUGCAGCACCGCACCCGGCACGUCCUGGCCACGCCCGUGUUCGGCGGGGCGCACUGCCCCAACCUCACCCAGACCCGGACUUGCUCCCACCCGAUCCCCUGCCCGUCGGGGGCCAGCGAGCACCGCUACAGCCUCAAGGUGGGCUCCUGGAGCGAGUGCCGGCUGCCCCACCACAAGGACCUGGGGUCGCUCGGAGGCAAGACCGCGGUGGACUACAGCGCCACCGCUGCCACCCCCGUGGAGAAGAACCUAGUGAAGCGGCACGCGCAGGACUCCCUGCUCACCCACCUCCCCCACCCCCACCACCAACACCACCACAGCCAGAACCUCCACGGUCAGCACCACCACCUCCACCGCCUCCACCGCCUCGACACACAGCCCCAUCCCUUCAGCGGCCGCAUGUCCUGGGAGCUGGAGGUGGGAUAUCAGACGCGGCAGGUCCGCUGCACGCGGAGCGAUGGCAAGAACUCCAUGCUGAGUCUUUGUACCCAGGACGACUCCCCUUUGACCUUCCAGUCCUGUGUGAUGCCCAAGGACUGCGAGACGUCUGAUUGGUCCUCGUGGAGCCCCUGCUCCAAGACCUGCCGCUCCUCUGACCUGUCGCCCGGGUACCGGGUCCGGGCGCGGACGAUGGCGCAGAUUCCCAUUGGUGGAGGGAGAGAAUGCCCCACCCUUGAGGAAAAGGAAGCCUGCAACAUCAUCGGAGACCUGCUACCAAACUGCCCCAGGUUCGUGUGGAGGACCACCGACUGGGGCCUGUGUCGCGUGAGCCCCCUGCUGGGCCCUCAUGACCGGCGUGCGGGGAACACCAGCGUCCUCUGUGGAGGCGGGAUCCACACCAGGGAGGUCUACUGCGUCCAGGUCCCCGACCCGUCAGCCCCCCAUCACAGGAAGGAGGUGUCACGGCCCGUGAGCGCGGGGCUGUGUGCGGGGGAGGAGCCUCCCUCUGUGGUCCAGCUCUGCUCGCUGCCCUGCCCCCAGCCGUGCCUGCUGUCCCCCUGGUCCGCCUGGGAAGCCUGCCUGCCUGACAGCUGCCUGCAGCCCCAGGAGUCCCAGUUGAAGAAAGGCUUCAGACACCGCAGGCGCCAGGUGCUGUGGGAGCCGGCGGACCUGCCCUCCAAGGCCUGCCCCCACCUGCUGGAGUCGGCCCAGUGCGAGGAACCCUCCUGCUACCUGUGGCGGGUGCGGCCCCUCGAGGACUGCGUGCCCGGCGAAAGCGCCUGCGGACCGGGCACCGCCCGCCGGAACGUGACCUGCGUCGACACCGAAGGCGCCGAGGUGCCGGAGACCCGGUGUGCAGGGGAGCCUCCCCCGGCCUCCCUGCCGUGCGAGGUGCCGUGCCCCGGGGACUGCGUGGUCGCCCCCUGGGGCCCCUGGACCAGCUGCUCCCACCCCUGUGGCCCCCAGCGCCUGGACGGCCGCCAGACCCGCACCCGCUCCGUGGUGGCCCUCCCCGGGCAGGGCGGCAGAGGGUGUCCAGGAGGCCCCGCCCUGGAGGAGUGGCGGCCUUGCAGCGAUCACCCGUGCGCGCCCGUCUUCUGGCACGCCCGGUCGUGGGGCCCCUGCGUGGAGGACUCGGGGGUCAAUGCCAUCAACGGCACCGGCUUCUGGAACGCGACCCCCGACUGCACGGAGGGCGUCCAGAUCCGCGCGGUGGACUGCGUGAAGGCCGGCACCGGGCACGUCGUCAGCAAACGGUGUCCGGACUCCGCUCGGCCAGAUACCCUGCGACUGUGUGUGCUGCCCUGUAGGAGAGACUGCGUCGUGACGCCCUUCAGCGAAUGGACAGCCUGCCCCACCCACUGCACACAAGCGAACACCACGGCGGCCACGCAGUCCCGAUACCGGACAGUGAUCCGGAGAGCGGCCCACGGCGGGCAGGAGUGUCCGGACACACUCUACGAAGAGAGAGAAUGUGAAUCUCUUCCCUUGUGUCCAGUCUACAGGUGGAAGACGAGCAAGUGGCACAGCUGCACGCUGGUUCCCGGUUCCGUUCGGCAAGGCGUGGCCGCCCCUGGGGAACCGUGUGGAAACGGUCUGGAGACGAGAGGGCUCAGCUGCAGCAGCGAGGAGGAGGAGGAGGCGGUGCCGGUCGCGGCGUGCCUGCGGUGGGCGGGGCCGGCGCCGCCCCAGGUCCGGGAGUGUCGCGUGGCCUGCCGGGACGACUGCGUCCUGACCGCCUGGUCCAAGUUCUCCGACUGCUCCGGCUGCGGCGGCUCCCGGACUCGCCGUCGGUCCCCCUCAGGCCGGAGCAAGAAGAAGGACCGCUGCCUGAAGGAGACGGCGUUCCCGCUGGCGGAGACGGAGGACUGCCCUUGCGACGACUUCCUGUCCCAGCCGCACGGCAACUGGUCGGCCUGCGUGCUGCCGGUCCCCGCGGCCCCGCCCGGGGCCCUGCGGGGCUGGGGCCGGUACCACCGGAGGAAGGAGUGCGGCCCCGGACUCCGCUUCAAGGCCCUGGCCUGCGUGGACCGCAGCGGGCGCCUGGUGGACCCCACGCUCUGCACACACUCAGGCUACGAGACGGAGGUGUGCCACGUCCCCUGCCCCCUGGACUGCAAGCUGAGCGCCUGGACGGCGUGGACGGCCUGCAGCGCCCCCUGUGGCGGGGGCCUGAAGACCAGGUCCAAGUGGCUCCGCGAGAAGGCCUUCAACGGCGGCCGGCCCUGCCCCAAGCUAGACAUGAAGAACCAGGCCCAGGUGUACGAGGCGUUGCCGUGCCACGGCGAGUGCGGCCGCCACGUGUGGCGUGCUGAGCCCUGGUCCAUGUGCAACAUCAACGCCGUCGACGCGCAGCCUUCCUGCGGAGAGGGGGCACAGAGCCGCAAGAUCAGGUGUGUGUUGAGGGCAGCGGGAGAGGGCGGGGAGGCGACCAGCGUGGAGGACUCCCUCUGCGACCAGGAGGAGGUCCCGGCAGCGGCCAGGGUCUGCGUGCUGCCCUGUCCCGGGGACUGCGUGGUCGCACCCUGGGGAGCCUGGAGCCACUGCCCCCCGUCCUGUGACCAGGGCGCGGCGAACCGGACCAGAAGCAGACAAGUCCUGAGACUCCCGGCCUCCGCUGCCUCGCUGUGCCCAGAGCUGGUCCAGUCUGAGCCCUGCCUCACCAACACCACCUGCUUCCUGUACCAGUACAGAGCCACAGGCUGGAGCACCUGCCAGCUGAGUGGCCACGCCGUGUGUGGGCGGGGCUUCCGCACGCGCCUGCUGGACUGUCUCCGCAGCGACGGGAAGCUGUUCGAGGCCGGCGUGUGCCAACAGCUCGGCCUCCCAAACGAGUGGAAGCUGUCCGAGAGCUGCGAGGUUUCCUGCCCCGUCAGCUGCCUCCUCUCCGAUUGGUCGCCCUGGACGGAAUGUUCGCACAGCUGCGGCAACGAAGGUCAGACCACGCGCUCCAGGAGGGUCCUCCAUCCGGCUGAGGAGGAGGGGCGUCCGUGUCCGGGCCAGCUCCUCCAGACCAGGUCCUGUCCCAUCAGGCCGUGCUACUCCUGGCUGCUCAGCCCCUGGUCCCAGUGCACCGUGGAGGGAGCGGACUGCGGCGAGGGGAUGAGGAGGCGGAGCCUGUCGUGCGUGGUGCAGUGGGCCACCGGCUCCUCCACCCUCUCCACCCAGCCGGUGGCCGACCGUCUGUGUGGAGACAGGGUGCAGCGCCACAGCCAGCAGGAGAUGGAGCUGCCUUGCUUCGUGCCCUGCCCAGGAGACUGUCAUCUGACGGAGUGGUCGUCAUGGAGCUCCUGUCAGCUGACCUGCCUGGAGGGGCGGAGCUUCGAGACCACUGGGCGUCAGGCUCGCUCCCGGGCCGUCAUCAUCCAGGUUCUGGAGAACCAGGACAGCUGCCCCCGACAGGUGUUCCAGACCCAGCCCUGCACAGGGGGGCGGUGCUACGACUUCCACUGGCGGACGGGCGGCUGGAGGGACAACGCCAGGGAGGUGUGGUGCCAGCGCUCCGACGGCCUCAACGUCACAGGGGGGUGCUUCUCUCAGAACAGCCCAACCACGGUGCGCUACUGUCACCCUCCGUGCACCAAACCUUUCUCCCGUUGCACACCGAGUGGGGUGUGCGGGUGUGAGCGUGGCUACACGGAGGUGAUGACUGCGCACGGUUUCCUGGACUACUGCACCAGAACUCCGGGCGCGGACCACAAGAAGGCCGACGUGAAGACCAACUCCGGGAGGUUCCGACCGGGACCGCCACACACCCAGGACUUCUUCAGUGAGUGGUCUUUGCGACCCGUGGGCCCAGAUGGAAGACUUAGGCUGUGGGUUUACGGCGUCACUGCGGUUGGAUUCAUCCUAAUACUGUUUGUAAUUACUGUAUCAUUCCUGCUCUGUAAACCCUUCAAGCCCCCCAAGUCGUCCUCCCCGCCCCAGAAGGCGCUGACCCUGGCCUACGACGGCGACGCCGACAUGUGACCCCGCCUCUCGUUCACCU
Gadus chalcogrammus (walleye pollock) is the source of this 5041-nucleotide messenger RNA. It is a transcript of the gene thsd7ba, whose product is annotated as thrombospondin, type I, domain containing 7Ba. The record is from RefSeq and is a predicted model, not a curated record. NCBI's taxonomy places the organism in Eukaryota, Metazoa, Chordata, Actinopteri, Gadiformes, Gadidae. The transcript is spliced from 28 exons. The coding region runs from base 1 to 5022 and encodes 1673 amino acids.